Molecule: messenger RNA, 2502 nt
Organism: Lepus europaeus (European hare)
Lineage: Eukaryota; Metazoa; Chordata; Mammalia; Lagomorpha; Leporidae
Gene: SNX4
Product: sorting nexin 4
Exons: 14
Coding region: 17-1369 (450 amino acids)
Biological process (GO): protein transport
Molecular function (GO): phosphatidylinositol binding
Source: RefSeq, a predicted model, not a curated record
GCGCGGAACUGCAGCCAUGGAGCAGGCACCUCCGGACCCCGAGCGGCAGCUGCAGCCUGCGCCCCUCGAGCCGCUAGGCAGCUCCGACCCUGGGCUGGAGGCUGCGGUCGGGGAGGGCGCGGACGGGGCCCAGGAAGAGGGCUCCGGGGCCGACACGAUGACAGAAAAUAAUUUUUUGUUGAAGAAGAUAGAAAUCAGUGUUUCAGAAGCGGAAAAACGAACUGGAAGAGCUGCCAUGAACAUGCAGGAAACAUACACUGCUUACCUCAUUGAAACAAGGUCAGUUGAACAUGCCGAUGGCCAGAGUGUCCUAACAGACGCGCUGUGGAGGCGGUACAGUGAGUUUGAGCUGUUGAGAAACUACCUUCUAGUUUACUAUCCACACGUUGUCGUGCCGCCGCUGCCAGAAAAGCGGGCAGAAUUUGUGUGGCACAAACUCUCUGCUGACAACAUGGAUCCAGACUUUGUGGAGAGACGACGGAUUGGCUUAGAAAAUUUUCUCUUGAGAGUUGCUUCCCAUCCAGUCCUUUGUAGAGACAAAAUCUUCUAUUUGUUUCUAACACAGGAAGGUAACUGGAAGGAGACUGUGAAUGAAACUGGGUUCCAGCUGAAGGCAGACUCCAGGUUAAAAGCGCUUAAUGCAACAUUCAGAGUGAAAAACCCAGACAAGCGAUUUACUGAACUAAAACACUACAGUGAUGAACUGCAGUCUGUCAUCUCACAUCUUCUUCGAGUCAGAGCUAGAGUAGCAGAUCGACUCUAUGGUGUAUAUAAAGUGCAUGGGAAUUAUGGGCGAGUUUUCAGUGAGUGGAGUGCCAUAGAAAAAGAAAUGGGUGAUGGACUGCAGAGUGCUGGUCAUCAUAUGGACGUGUAUGCUGCCUCCAUUGAUGACAUUCUGGAAGAUGAGGAACACUAUGCGGAUCAGUUAAAGGAAUAUCUUUUUUAUGCAGAAGCACUGCGGGCCGUAUGCAGGAAGCAUGAGCUUAUGCAGUAUGAUUUGGAGAUGGCUGCUCAGGACUUAGCUUCCAAGAAGCAGCAGUGUGAGGAACUGGCAACAGGGACUGUGAGAACAUUCUCUUUGAAAGGAAUGACUACCAAGCUGUUUGGACAAGAAACUCCAGAGCAGAGAGAAGCCAGGAUAAAGGUGCUAGAAGAACAAAUAAAGGAAGGAGAACAGCAGCUGAAGUCUAAAAAUUUGGAAGGCAGGGAAUUUGUGAAAAAUGCAUGGGCUGAUAUUGAACGCUUCAAGGAGCAAAAGAACCGUGAUUUGAAGGAAGCCCUCAUAAGCUACGCAGUCAUGCAGAUCAGUAUGUGCAAAAAGGGAAUUCAAGUUUGGACCAAUGCUAAGGAAUGCUUUAGCAAGAUGUAAUCCUGUGAAAUGAAUUUCUCUUCAAUCAAAAAAGUGCCCCAAAACAGAAGCACAAGUAAAGAAAAGAAAUUUAAGUUUCUACCCAGUAUACAUAAAAAUAUACAAUAAGUUGAAUAAAUUCAGCUCUCUUUAACCUAAUUAUAAUUGUGUUUGUAUAGCACAAAAAGGAUGUAUUUUAAUGAAGAUUAUAUAUUAUAAUUUGAGUUUUGGGGACUGGUGCUGAUUCCAAAAAUUUAACUUAAUAAUAUAUACCAAUAGAUUUUUUUCGUCAGGCUUCUGAACCAAUGACUGAAUGUCAACAUGUUAAUUAAUUUCUAGAAGCUUAUUUCAAUACCAACUGUUUUAGGUCUGAUCAUGUAGAGUGUUUUUUUCCUGAGAUUGAAUUCCUAUAUUUACUUGGUAAGACCUACUAAUCUGUUGUAGGGGGUUAUUUCUCUUGCCUUAUAGUUGAGCUGUUUGGUUCGACAAAGCUCAGCAGUAAAAAGUUAAGUGUGUAAUCUGAGGUUUUCUUCCACAUUCAUUGAUGCCCCCUGCAAGAUCUGCAUACACUAGAAAAUGCCUUCAGUUUGUGUUUGCCAGAAUUUUGAUACUGGCCAGAAAUUUUAUACUGCCGACAAUGACGACUCAGCUUCUCAGACAUACAGAGAAAUACAUGGUUAGGAUCUAGGACUUGCUAUGCAGAACGCUGUAGUUGAGUGUGUUCCAUGUUAAGAAUUCAGUUCCCCGCUAAUUCCUAACCUCAGUGAGGAGCCUCCCUCUGCUCUGCUUGGCUCUGCACACGGCAUUUCAGGGUACGAGAAGUGGCAUUUCUGUGUGAGAUACAUGUAGUAGACACACAUGCUGGUGUCUUCAUUAUUAACAUCCUUUUCUAUUGCUUGGCUGUAAUUUUUGAAAAAGAUACAUUACAAUGUUUUUUUAUGUGUGUUUUUGUGGUGUAUGUUCAGAAGCCAAGCACCUUCAUUUUCCUAGCUUUGCAGAAUCUGAACUGUGUACUCAUUAUUUCUAAUGUUGGGGGAAAAAAUCCCCAGUAUUGUUCAACAUUUGACUUUUUUUACGUUUAAAUGUUGCUGGAUUUUUGUGCUGUUUGCCAAACUUAUACAAUAAAUAAAUGAUGUAUCAUGAUGAUUUUCAAA